Messenger RNA from Knipowitschia caucasica, 1686 nucleotides. The record is from the annotation of a GenBank genome assembly. Lineage: Eukaryota; Metazoa; Chordata; Actinopteri; Gobiiformes; Gobiidae.
AUGGGAGCUGCUGUGGUUUUGGAACGACUCCAGCUCUCCUGCGUUUUAAAAAUAUUAGUCCGAGGGAGCAGAGGAAAGCAGAAGCCCGGGAGCAGAACACGUGGAACCUGCCGCCUCACGUCACAACACGUGGAACCUGCCGCCUCACGUCAGAACACGUGGAACCUGCCGCCUCACGUCAGAACACGUGGAACCUGCCGCCUCACGUCAGAACACGUGGAACUUGCCGCCUCACGUCACAACACGUGGAACCUGCCGCCUCACGUCACAACACGUGGAACCUGCCGCCUCACGUCACAACACGUGGAACCUGCCGCCUCACGUCAGAACACGUGGAACCUGCCGCCUCACGUCAGAACACGUGGAACCUGCCGCCUCACGUCAGAACACGUGGAACCUGCCGCCUCACGUCACAACACGUGGAACCUGCCGCCUCACGUCACAACACGUGGAACCUGCCGCCUCACGUCAGAACACCUGGAACCUGCCGCCUCACGUCACAACACGUGGAACCUGCCGCCUCACGUCACAACACGUGGAACCUGCCGCCUCACGUCACAACACGUGGAACCUGCCGCCUCACGUCACAACACGUGGAACCUGCCGCCUCACGUCACAACACGUGGAACCUGCCGCCUCACGUCAGAACACGUGGAACCUGCCGCCUCACGUCAGAACACGUGGAACCUGCCGCCUCACGUCAGAACACGUGGAACCUGCCGCCUCACGUCACAACACGUGGAACCUGCCGCCUCACGUCACAACACGUGGAACCUGCCGCCUCACGUCACAACACGUGGAACCUGCCGCCUCACGUCAGAACACGUGGAACCUGCCGCCUCACGUCACAACACGUGGAACCUGCCGCCUCACGUCACAACACGUGGAACCUGCCGCCUCACGUCACAACACCUGGAACCUGCCGCCUCACGUCACAACACCUGGAACCUGCCGCCUCACGUCACAACACGUGGAACCUGCCGCCUCACGUCACAACACCUGGAACCUGCCGCCUCACGUCACAACACCUGGAACCUGCCGCCUCACGUCACAACACGUGGAACCUGCCGCCUCACGUCACAACACGUGGAACCUGCCGCCUCACGUCACAACACGUGGAACCUGCCGCCUCACGUCAGAACACGUGGAACCUGCCGCCUCACGUCAGAACACCUGGAACCUGCCGCCUCACGUCACAACACGUGGAACCUGCCGCCUCACGUCACAACACGUGGAACCUGCCGCCUCACGUCAGAACACGUGGAACCUGCCGCCUCACGUCACAACACGUGGAACCUGCCGCCUCACGUCACAACACGUGGAACCUGCCGCCUCACGUCACAACACGUGGAACCUGCCGCCUCACGUCACAACACGUGGAACCUGCCGCCUCACGUCAGAACACGUGGAACCUGCCGCCUCACGUCACAACACGUGGAACCUGCCGCCUCACGUCACAACACGUGGAACCUGCCGCCUCACGUCACAACACGUGGAACCUGCCGCCUCACGUCACAACACGUGGAACCUGCCGCCUCACGUCACAACACGUGGAACCUGCCGCCUCACGUCACAACAUAUGGGCUUUGCAUUAGCCACGGAAACACAGGCUGCACUGUCACGGCCACAGGUCGCAGUAGAGACGACGGCACGGCUUUGGUCAAAGGCCAACAUCGAUUUACCUGA